GAAAAACUUUGCAGAUAUCAUUAUUAUUUAUAUUACACAUAUAUUUUGUUAAAAUGACUUCACGCGAAGACGAGUAUGACUAUCUAUUUAAAGUUGUUUUGAUUGGCGAUUCCGGCGUUGGAAAAUCUAAUUUACUUUCGCGAUUCACUCGAAAUGAGUUUAAUUUGGAAUCGAGAUCUACCAUUGGUGUUGAAUUUGCUACGAGAAGCAUUCAGGUUGACGGGAAAACUGUAAAAGCGCAGAUAUGGGACACGGCAGGGCAAGAACGCUACCGGGCGAUUACUUCAGCUUAUUAUCGUGGAGCUGUUGGCGCUCUUCUUGUUUAUGACAUUGCCAAGCAUGUGACAUAUGAAAGCGUGGAUCGUUGGCUUAAAGAAUUGCGUGAUCAUGCUGAUCAAAACAUUGUUAUUAUGUUGGUUGGUAACAAAAGCGAUUUACGCCAUCUGCGUGCAGUACCAACCGAAGAGGCACGUGCUUAUGCAGAGAGAAAUCAGCUUAGUUUUAUUGAGACUAGUGCUUUGGAUUCAACAAAUGUUGAAGCUGCGUUCACCAACAGUUUGACCGAAAUCUACCGUUCUGUUAGCACAAGGUUUCUUAUAAUAUUAAUGAUAUAG
Messenger RNA from Meloidogyne enterolobii, 614 nucleotides. Lineage: Eukaryota; Metazoa; Nematoda; Chromadorea; Rhabditida; Meloidogynidae. The record is from the annotation of a GenBank genome assembly.